AGGCAGCGACAUUCUUACGGUCGUGCUCUAAGUCACCAGGGUGCGACCGGCCAGAAAAUAUGGCCGAUCUCGAAAGGAUCAGGCUGGUGGUGCUCGGCGGCGCCGGGGUCGGCAAAAGUGCCAUUAUACGCCGACUACUCGGUCAAGGCUUCAGCGAGCGAUACCGGCCCACCGUGGAGGAUCUGUACUCGCGAGAAUGCAUUCUUGGCACUCUGACGCUUAAAGUCGAUCUUCUAGAUACCGCAGGUGACCUGCAGUUUCCUGCAAUGAGGCGGUUGAGCAUAGCCACCGCCCACGCAUUCCUACUCGUAUACGCGACAUCAUCGUUACCAAGUUUCGAAUGCGUGAAACGUUGCUUCGAAGAAGUGAGAGAACAACGACCCGACUUCCAGGAAGUACCGAUAGUUAUCGCCGGGAACAAGCUUGACCUAGCGCCAGCACGAAGAGAGGUACCAAUCGAGGAUGUGAGCGAAUGGUUAUUUUGCGAAUUGCCGAAACUUCGCGCUAAGGUGAUGGAGUGCUCGGCAAAGGACGACUACAACAUUAAGGAUGUAUUCAGAUGUUUCGUCACGCUUUCCAAGAUCGUACCGAAAAAUCCUACUGGUGAGGUCGAGCAGUCGGGGCUCAGAAGAAGAUGUUCAGCGUAUGGAUCACGCAGGUCCGGCAGCCCUAGCGGCAGAACAGGUAGCGCGGGUCCCGGUGGGAAUCUCCAGCAAGUGGUCGCGGCCCAGGGUCCUAGCGUCGUCAGCGUUACUGAGGAGGUAAAGAGCAAACCACGUAGUCGCAGCCUAAUCAGGCGCACUUCAAGAAAAACGAAACAGCAGAUCAGGGAUGCCCGUGCUGACGACUGCAACAUCUCCUAAAUCUGCUAUCUCGACAGAGAAACGAGUUUUUUUCACGACCGGGAGUCCGCUGGUCCCGAUUAUUGCGAAGGAACGCAACAACGAGCAAUCGAGUUUUUUUGAUUAAGUGCGUUAAGGUAAGACUCGAGCUGACGUUUGCAAUUUGGAAGGAAACAAGUGUUUCCAUGUUUACAUGAAUAACGGAUUAACUUUUACUGCUUGCUCCGUCUUAAUCCACGGAAUUUUGAAAAGCAAGCGUGAUAAGUAGAUAAAAUGGAUAGUUCUAGAAGAAGUCUAGCUCGAAGUUCGAAAAGAUACAAAUCGACUUCGUAAGAUUUAUA
Messenger RNA from Trachymyrmex cornetzi, 1183 nucleotides. RefSeq names its product GTP-binding protein Di-Ras2. Gene Ontology annotation, molecular function: GTPase activity; GTP binding. The record is from RefSeq and is a predicted model, not a curated record. The transcript has 4 exons. Lineage: Eukaryota; Metazoa; Arthropoda; Insecta; Hymenoptera; Formicidae. Bases 60 to 863 code for a protein of 267 amino acids.